AUCCAUGAUAUCCCUUAUCUUUUAAAAACACAUUAUUUAGGACCAGUCGUAGUAUAAUAAAUCGCUUUGAAUAAUGUACAGUCCAUCUACAUGCACAAGAGCAAUAGACGUAGUACUUCUAGGACAAAUACAAUGUUGAAGUGUGCUGCAGCCUUUAGCCUUCAACAUUCGUUCAGUCCGUCAUCCGCGGAAUAACAAUCACCUCUCGUACUUUAUCGAGAAGUACACGUCUUGUUUUUUUUCUGGGAGGUUUACAUUACAGAUAUGUGGUGGUUUGGGUUCUCAGUCAUGCCCCAGCUGAGACCGUGAUCAGUGCCCCCAGCACCUUCCCCAGGCCUAGGCCUGGUUUGGCGCAGCCUGAGCCAGCAUGUCCAGCUCAGGCUACCCCCCCAGCCAGGGGGCCUUCAGCAACGAACAAAACCGUUACCCUCCACACUCAGUCCAGUACACCUUCAGCACAGGACGUCAUCAGCCGGAAUUCACCGUCCAAGACUACCGGACACACAUUCAGGACCAGCAGCAGGCGCGACGCAGACCCUCUCUGCUCUCGGAAUUCCACCCUGGAACUGAGAGGCCACCAGAGAGGAGGCAUGGCUACGAACAACAGUUUGUCACAUCCCUCAGCACCCAGUCUGAGCAUGAGUCCCUGGAACCCAAACGGCCACGUGUGGAUGGGCCAUCGGAUACUCACUUCGCCCGCGCGCCGACGGGCACCAUUGUCCUGCCCCUGCCCCACGUCAUGCAGGAUGGCAUCAGGUCUGCAGCUGGAGAGGUCAAAAAGGAGACACAGUUCAAUGUGAAGGUGGAGGCGUCCUCCCCCGGAGGAGUGGGUCAGCACGUGGCGGAGGAGCAGGAUGCGUCCCCUUCCAAACUCUCCAAGGAGGAGCUCAUCCAGAGCAUGGACCGGGUGGACCGAGAGAUCGCCAAGGUGGAGCAGCAGAUCUUUAAGCUCAAGAAGAAACAGCAACAACUGGAGCAGGAAGCAGCCAAGCCAGUGGAGCCGGAAAAGCCAGUGACCCCCCCACCAGUGGAACACAAGCACCGCAGCAUCGUGCAGAUCAUCUACGACGAGAACCGGGUCGGUGCACUGGGGACCCCAGUCUCGAUAUUGCACUGGCACACAACUCCAAAAAAAGCAGAGGAGGCCCAUAAAAUAUUCGAAGGUCUUGGUCCCAAGGUGGAGCUACCCCUAUACAACCAGCCAUCAGAUACGAAAGUGUACCACGACAACAUAAAGACUAACCAGCUGAUGAGGAAGAAGCUCAUAUUGUUUUUCAAGCGGAGGAACCAUGCACGCAAACAAAGGGAACAGAAGAUCUGCCAGCGCUACGACCAGCUGAUGGAGGCCUGGGAAAAGAAGGUGGAACGCAUGGAGAACAACCCGCGCCGCAAAGCCAAGGAGAGCCGCACGCGAGAGUACUACGAGCGUCAGUUCCCGGAGAUCCGCAAACAGCGCGAGCAGCAGGAGCGCUUCCAGAGCUCUUUUCUUGCUCUCUCAAGGGUGGGUCAACGGGGAACUGGUCUGUCGGCGACCAUCGCGAGAAGCGAGCAUGAGAUUUCCGAGAUCAUCGACGGCCUAUCUGAACAGGAGAACAACGAGAAGCAGAUGAGGCAGCUGUCCGUCAUCCCGCCCAUGAUGUUCGACUCGGAGCAGCGACGUGUGAAGUUCAUCAACAUGAACGGCCUGAUGGAGGACCCCAUGAAGGUCUACAAGUCCCGCCAGUUCAUGAACGUGUGGACUGAACACGAGAAGGAGAUCUUUAGGGAGAAGUUUGUGCAGCACCCAAAGAAUUUUGGCCUCAUUGCCUCGUAUCUGGAAAGAAAGUGCGUGGCCGACUGCGUGCUAUACUAUUACUUGACUAAGAAGAACCAGAAUUACAAAACACUGGUGCGGCGCAACUAUAGACCGCGGCGAGGGAGAAAUCAGCAGAUAACACGGCCCUCGCAAGAAGACAAGUCGGACGAUAAAAACGAAGAGGACAAAUCUGAGAAAUCGGAGAAAAAAGAGGACGAGGAGAAGAAGGAAGAGGAGGAGAAAGAUGAAAAGGAGGAAUCCAAGGACCUUGGCAAAGACAGAGAAAAGUGUGACGGCGGGGAGGACGAGGACGGAAAGGAGCAGAACACGCCGCGCGGACGCAAGACCGCCAACAGCCAAGGGCGCCGCAAGGGCAGGAUCACCACGCGCUCCAUGGCCAAUGAGGCUGCCUCCGUGGUGUCUGAGGAGGUCCCUCCACCCCCACCUGAGCCAAGUUUGCCUGAGCCUGCUCAGCCACCCAAAACUGAGCCAGGUCCCAAGACCGUUCGAGAACCUGCCAAGACUGCUCCAGUGACCAUGGAUAGAGGAGCGGUCGAGAGCGGGGAGACGUCUCGCUGGACUGAGGAGGAGAUGGAAAUAGCCAAAAAAGGUUUGGUUGAGCACGGCCGUAACUGGUCGGCUAUUGCCAAAAUGGUGGGCACCAAGAGUGAGGCUCAGUGCAAGAACUUCUAUUUCAACUACAAGAGGCGGCACAACCUCGAGGACCUGCUCCAACAGCACAAAAAGGGGCGGCGGAACAGAGAGGACCGGGACGUGUCUCAGAGUGAGAGCAUGGCCUCCACGGCCUCCGCCGCUGAUGAUGACGACGACGAUGACAACCCAGAAGAUAGUGAAGGUCCAGACAACAGCUCCGACACGGAGAGCGCUCCCUCUCCGUCUCAGGCGGACCCCUCCAAAGCCGGCGGGAUGGCCGCGCAGCGGGACGAGGACUCGGCGGCGGCCUCGGCCUCCGAGCAGGAGGCGGCCGGCGGCGGCGGCGGCGGCGGCUCGUCGUCCAAGGGCCAGGAGGUGCCGCCGCCGCCGGACGAGCUGCGGGUGAAGCUGGAGAAGAGCCCGGAGGAGUCUGGCGGUGGCGCCGGUAGCGGAGGCGGCGACAUGCCGGGGGCCCAGGAGGAGCGUCGCGGUGGCGUCUGCGGCCCCGGGGGCUACGACGGCGCCCAGGUGCACACCAAGAGCGAGCCCCAGGACGUGGAGAUGAGCGGCGCCGGCGGCGGCGGCGGCGUGCAGGUGAAGCUGGAGCCCGACGCCAAGGAGCGGCUGGACAAGCACGGCGAUCAGCCGCACUCGGACAACGACUCCAGCGCCACGUGCAGCGCCGACGAGGACGUGGAAACGGAGCCCAGGAUGUACGACAAGCCGUCUAUGUUCAACCCCGCCGGCUCGGUGCUGGUGUCGUCGGCCAAGCCGUCCCCACUGAACAUGCAGCAGCUGCAGGAGCGCGCCGCCGCCAUCCCACCCAUGGUCAGUUUCCAUAGCUACAGCCCCCACAGCUCCAUCAGAUAUGCGGAGCGACUGGGAGGAGGGCUCAGGGUUCAGAGCAUGUCGUAUGUAGACCACCACCCCCACCAAGUAUGGCCUGAGCUGGAGGUCCCCGGUGCGUUCGGUCCCGGCGGCGUUCCCCAUCUGAGUGCCUACAACAUGUUCCAGCACCAGAUCAAGGCGGCGCACGAGUCGGCGCACCAGGACGACAAGCAGCGGCAGGACCAGGCCGACCUGGAGCGCCGACCCCGCUUCGCCACGCGCAGCCCCGUGCUCGACCGGGAAGGCAAGCCAUUCUCCUACAUGCCUUAUGAAGUGCAGGAUGCCCAUGGAGGGGUUGUUCGACCCGGCACUCCUUACCGCCUCUCUCCCCGGGAUCCCAGCAAGGCCUCGCCCCAGCCAGACCCUGCUCGCUACAGUGUGCCACCUGUUCUCCAGCCAGCACCCAAUCAGAUGGUCCAGAACCUUACGGACGGGGUCCGCAUGGCCUUCCCUCGGCACAGACCGCCCAACAUUCCGUCUCCUCCUCCGCUCAUUCCCACCUCCAAGCCCUCCGACAAGCCCACGUUCAUCCAGGGGGGCUCCAUAUCCCAGGGUACGCCUGGCACGUACCUGCCCUCCCACAGCCACGGCGUCUACGGGCCCGAGGCAGCCAAGAGCUCCGUGGGCUCCAUUUCCCUUGGGCUGCCAAGACAACAGGACCCCGCCAAGCCUGUGUCCUACAUUAAGCAGGAGGAGUGUUCCCCACGAGGCCAGAGCUCACAAGGCGAGGGGCUUCACUCCAGAGCGCAGUACGAGGGAGUGGUCAGAGGGGGUCCAAUGUCUGCCAUCCAGGAUAUGGGCAUGGCAAGAGGCUCUUCUGCCAAACCACCAGAGGGAAUGCCUUACAGAGGCUCCAUCACACAGGGCACGCCAGCGCUGCCGGCCGCCGACCUCCUGAAGACGACCAUCACCAAGCUGGCCACGGAGGAGUCGGAGAAGAGCCGGGCCGAGGCCAUGAACAAGGGCCACGUCAUCUACGAGGGCAAGCAGGGUCACAUCCUCUCUUACGAUGCCAUCAAGAACCCAAGAGAGGGUACCAGGAGCCCCCGUCCUGAUCUCAAGCGUCCAUAUGACGUGAUGGAGGGGACCAGGGCCCAUGCUGGAAGGGACUCUGUACCAUAUGAAGGGUUAAUAAGCAGGGCCCUGCCGAGCAGAGAUGGCUCUCACCCGGAGUCCAAGGAUCGCAACGUUGUCACAGGGUCCAUCAUGCAGGGCACUCCUCGCGCGUCUGUGGAAGCCUAUGAGGAAGGCAUGAAAUACGGCAAGCAGAUCAAGACUGAACCGCCUAUUCGCUCCUUUGAGGGGGGCAUCACCAAGGGCAAGCCCUAUGAGGGCAUGAACACCAUCAAGGAGUUAGGCCGGUCCAUCCACGAGAUCCCCCGCCAAGAGCUCCAGGGCCAGGACAACCGCAAGACCCCGGGACUGGAGGGCUCCAUGAACCAGCAGCAGUCGACCAUCAAGCAUAAUGUGAAGUCGCUCCUCACCAGCCCCAGCAAGCUGCCGCACCCCGGCAUGCCCCAGCUGGAGGCCAUGGAGCGGGCCAAGUACGAGGAGGCUGCCGCCGCCGCCGCCGCCGCCAAGUCCUCGUCCGAGCGCGUGCGCCAGUCGGUGGUCAACUCCACCUCGGUCCUGCGCUCCACGCACCAGGAGGGCAACAAGUCCCAGGUCAGUCCGGUGAUGUACGAGGACGCCAACGCCCGCAGGACCCCGGUCAACUACAGCAGCAGCGGCGGCAGCAGAGAGAUGCAGAGAGCCUCCCCACUGCUGGUGCGAGGAGGACCGGAGGGGAGCAUCUCAGCCGGGAAGCCGGUGUCUCACGAGCGGAAGAGCGCCCUGAUGUCCACCCAGUCUGGCAGAGAGAGCGUUCCCGCCAAGUCUCCGGUGCUGACCGCCGACCCCAUGGGCUCGCCCUUCGACCCCCACCACCGACCCGUCAUUCCUGGGGAAGUGUACCGGCCUCCCCACCUGCCUCCACACCUGGACCCCAACCUUGUUUUCCACCCAGCGUACAUAUUUCCGCGGCAACCGUCUCCGACGGGCUACCACAACACGUACCAGAUGUACACCAUGGAGAACACGCGCCAGACCAUCCUCAACGAUUACAUCACCUCGCAGCAGAUGCAGGUCCCGCGGCCCGACGUGGCCCGCGUCAUGUCGCCACAGCAACACCAGAUCCAAAUCCCUUACCAUCCCGGACCACGAGGUAUUAUUGAUCUAGCCCAGAUGCCACGAGCUCCUAUCCUGUUGUCUGACCGCUUCACCUACCUCCCCGGAGCUCAGCCCCCUUUCUCUCCUAGUGCUUUCAACCAAGCCUCCAUGCUUGCAGCCAGCGCAGAGCGCGAGAGGGAGAGGGAGAGGGAGAGGGAGCGCGACCGAGACCGGGAGCACCGGGAACGGGAGAAGGAGCGCGAGAAGGAGCGGGAGCGGGAGCAGAGGGAACGCGAACGAGAGCGAGAACGGGAGCGCGCCACUGCGGCGGCCAACGAGUACAUGCGUGGAGGUCCUGAGCGGCCGGGCAGGCCGGGUAGCAACAGUUACCUGCGCUCGCCCUCGCCCUCCGUGAGGGCACAGGAGGGUGCCAACCAACAGCGGCCCAGCAUUUUCCAGGGCACCAACAAUAAGAGCGUCAUCACGCCCCUCGUAAUGUCGUCGGCCCAGAGUCGCGGCUACAGCAACGCGGCCGACGCCCUGGCAGCCCUGGUGGACGCCGCCGCCUCCGCGCCGCCGGUCGACGUGUCCAAGGCGAAGGAGAGCAAAGCGCACGAGGCCCAGCGCGACGACGACAUGGGCUCCUCCUCGUCCGCCCGCCGAGCAGCGGCAGCCGCCGCCGCCUUCGGCGAGCAGCAGGAGGCCGAGCGGCGCUCCAUGCAGUCGCCGUACGGCAGCAUGGCCGUGCCCGGCGGGGCCAAAGGUCACACGAGCUACAUGGAGGCGCAGGCCGCCGCCGCAGCCGCAGCAGCGGGGAAGGACAAGAACGCGCCCACCAAGUCCCGCAUCGAGGAGGAGCUGCGCACGCGCGGGAAGACCACCAUCACCGCCGCCAACUUCAUCGAUGUCAUCAUCACGCGCCAGAUCGCCUCAGAUAAAGACUCGCGCGAGAGAGGCUCCCAAAGUUCCGACUCCUCCAGCAGUUUGUCAUCCAAUCGGUAUGAGGCCCAAAGCGGAGGUGCCAUUGAAGUCAUCAGCCCUGCCAGCUCCCCAGCUCAGAGUCAGGAGAAGCCCGAGAGCUCCUUCCCCCAGGAGAAGGCCUCGCAGCCCCCCUCAGCAGGUGGCAUGAGGGCCUUCGACAUGAGCCGCUACCGUCAGCAGGUGGAGCGGGACCAGGGGCCCCCAGCGCCGCAGCAGCCCCCCUCCUCCCAGACGCACCGCGUUAUGACCCUGGCAGACCACAUCUCGCAUAUCAUCACCCGGGACUUCGCCCGCAAUCACGAGCCCAGCCCAGCCCCUACAUCCAUGCCCUCGUCUUCAUCCUCCUCCUCGUCUGCGUCCGCCACAUUCCAGAGCUCGGCCCCGCAUGUGUCAGGCUCCGGAUCGGGCCGGGCCAAAGGGCCCAGCAAUUACAGCCCCGAGAACCCAGCCCUGGCCUCCCACCACCAGAGACCCCCCAGCAGGGUGUCCCCUGAGAACGCCACGGAGAAGCCCAGGUCCAGGCCAGGCAAAUCUCCCGAGCGAGGUGGUCGACCUCUGGAGAGCUACGAGCCCAUCUCUCCCCCACAGAGCUACAGCAUGGACAAGCAGGAGGCCUCGGCCGCUCUGCUACAGAGCCAGAGGAGGGAAGCCGACAUGCCUGAGCAGAGGACGGACUCGCGCUCGCCAGGAAGUGGCAGCUACCUGCCCUCUUUCUUCACCAAGCUGGAGAACACUUCCCCCAUGGUGAAAUCCAAGAAGCAGGAGAUCUUUCGUAAGAAAGGUGUCGGGGAUUCUGAUGUUGGCAGUGCACAACCAGGUACAGAGAUCUUCAACUUGCCUGCAGUAACCAGCUCAAGUUCCGUGAAUCCCAGGAACCACUCCUUCAGUGACCCGGCCAGUAACCUGGGCCUGGAGGACAUCAUCCGCAAGGCGCUGAUGGGGAACAUGGAGGAGCGUCCGGAGGAGUCGGCCCAGCCAGGGGGUCCCCUCGGGGGCAGCGCCAGCAACCCGGCCAGCAUGGCCGCGCUCAACGAGGGCCGGCAGGAGGCCAACCCCUCCCCAAACACAGGGAAACAGAAGCUGCAGGGAAAGCCCAACAGCCGCAAGUCCAAGUCGCCCAAUCCUGGGCAGGCCUUCGCUGGGGGUGAGCGCCCAUCCUCCGUGUCCUCCGUCCACUCUGAGGGGGACUACCACCGGCAGCCCCCCGCCUGGGCUUGGGAGGAGCGCCCCUCCUCUACAGGGUCCAUGCAGUUCCCGUACAACCCCCUGACCAUGCGUAUGCUGAGCAGCACCCCUCCCGGCUCCAUGGCCUGCCCGUCGCCCUCCCUGCAGUCGUCCCAGCAGCCUGCGCCACCCACGGGCUCCAUGCCCUCGUCGGGAGCGCCGGGAGCGCCGCCGCCGCAGAGCCGCGUCUGGGAGCGCGAGCCGCUGCUGUCGGAGCAGUACGAGACCCUGUCGGACAGCGACGACUGAGCUCAGCCGCGAGACCAAGGAAGGAAGGACGCCCCCCCCCCCCUCGAUCAUUUAAAAAACAGAAAAAAAAAAGAAAUAAACCCUCGCAUCGCCCGCGCUUCUGGGCCCUGAGGGAACAGCCCCGUCCCCCAUGAACCUCCUACCCCCCCCCCAACCCCACCCCAGUGCGGGUCUGCGCCACAGGCCCCCCCCCCUCCUCGCCCUGCCACCAGCCUCGGCUUGCAGGCGGAACGCUGCAGGGAACUGCUGGGGUGGCACUUUUGGUGCACUAGCGCCCCCUGGUGACACAGCCAGUGGAAAUUAAGGGGCACAGACUCCUGACACCUUGGAUGUUGCCACGGUGACAAGUAUGUUAGGAGCUCUUUUUUUUUUCUUCUUCUUCUUCUUCUUCUUCUUCUUUUGUUGUUGUUGUUGUUGUGGAGAGACUUAACCACGUCACCUGGCCCGGGGGAAAAGGCAGCUUAGACUUGUGUUGGCAGAGGUAUGUGUCAGUGUGUUUUUUUUUUUCUUCUCCCUCUCCUUCCUUUUUAUCAGUUUUUAGAUCACAUUACCCAACCCCCCUAUCUUUGCUGUUCCAAACAGAAAUCUGAUUUUUUUUUUUGUCUGUCCCAGUAAUGACAGAAAUUACCAAACUAAUGACACCUCUGCACCAUUGUUGCACUUUUUUUGCUUUGUAAGCUUUGACAGACAUAAAGGCAUACUACCUAAUAUAAGUUAUUUAAGCUGCUCCCUGAAGGGGGUCCUUAAUUUGAUUUCAUCAGCAGUCUGCAUCACCCCUCGGACUUCCUGAGUUCCAGUCCAUCUUCUCCGGUCGCAGAUGUCACAUCCUAUUUCCUUUAGAGUAUGGUACAGCUCUGUCAUGCGAGCGGCUUGUCAAUACCAUUCUUAUUUCUUUCUUUUUUUAGUCUCUUCAUGGCCAGAGGAAAGCUAAUUCUGAUUUUUUUUUUCUUUUUUCUUUUUUUUGUCAUUUACGUUAAUAAAACUCAUUGUCUCGCU
Molecule: messenger RNA, 8935 nt
Organism: Sardina pilchardus (European sardine)
Lineage: Eukaryota; Metazoa; Chordata; Actinopteri; Clupeiformes; Clupeidae
Gene: ncor1
Product: nuclear receptor corepressor 1
Exons: 49
Coding region: 368-7939 (2523 amino acids)
Biological process (GO): negative regulation of transcription by RNA polymerase II
Cellular component (GO): chromatin
Molecular function (GO): transcription corepressor activity; nuclear thyroid hormone receptor binding
Source: RefSeq, a predicted model, not a curated record